Ziziphus jujuba (common jujube) is the source of this 585-nucleotide messenger RNA. RefSeq lists its product as uncharacterized. NCBI's taxonomy places the organism in Eukaryota, Viridiplantae, Streptophyta, Magnoliopsida, Rosales, Rhamnaceae. Bases 1 to 585 code for a protein of 194 amino acids. The transcript is spliced from 2 exons. The record is from RefSeq and is a predicted model, not a curated record.
AUGGCUUCCGGUAGUAAUACUUCCAAGUUUGAUGAUCAGCAGCAGCAUAAUGCAACAAAGAAGCAGCCAAGAAAAAGCAAAAUGCACUGGGGACGAUUUGGGGAGUGGCGAAACCCAAACGCGCGCCCUUUUUAUGCCAUCGAAUACGCUCAUAUUGAAAUGGUGGUCAUCAACCCUGUGAGAACAUCUCUCACUGGCAACUUCAGCUUUGUGAUGAGGGCCUAUAAUCCCAACAAAAAUUCCACCAUUUACUAUGAAUCCAUGAAGAUUUAUAACACUACUGACAGUAGAAAUGAAACUGCUAGUCCUGUUAGGCUAGUAGAGAAUUUCACUCAACCACCUUUCAAUGUGACUCGGAUUCAUUUCUUUGUUUUGGCAACAUUCUCCUCCGACGAUGGUGCUGACAUCCUAAACGAGUACCUACUGCAAGGCAGAAUCACAGCAAACAUUUCGGUCAAGGCUGCCAUGAGGUUUAGGUAUGGAAGCUGGAUAUCUACGCCUCACGCUAUUGGGAUUUAUUGUCAACCUGCGGCUGUAUUGCUGAAAAGAAAUUUUCAGACCACUGGUUGCUAUGUUGAUCUUUAA